Messenger RNA from Penicillium canariense, 1374 nucleotides. Its product is annotated as glycoside hydrolase family 76 protein. Gene Ontology annotation, biological process: carbohydrate catabolic process; fungal-type cell wall biogenesis. The record is from RefSeq and is a predicted model, not a curated record. Gene Ontology annotation, molecular function: mannan endo-1,6-alpha-mannosidase activity. Bases 1 to 1374 code for a protein of 457 amino acids. Lineage: Eukaryota; Fungi; Ascomycota; Eurotiomycetes; Eurotiales; Aspergillaceae. The transcript is spliced from 4 exons.
AUGUAUUUUCGAAGUCUCGGGCGUUGGCUAAAGGGCCUUGUGCUCACGCUUCUCAUUUCUAACCCGGCCAGUGCGAUCGAUCUGGAUAUCAGUGAUGAACAAUCGGUCAAAGAUGCUGCCAGCACAACCGUCUACGCUAUGAUGACAUAUUACCAUGGAAACGAGACCGGUCACAUCCCUGGAGCCUUCGCAAGCAAGUGGUGGGAGGGAUCAGCCCUUUUUCUGGCCCUACUUCAGUACUGGCAUUUUACUGGCGACACAACAUACAAUGAUGAGUUACGUGUUGGUUUGCAAUGGCAGUCUGGUUCUGAUGGCGAUUACAUGCCCAGCAAUUACAGCAGCUACUUGGGAAACGACGACCAAAUGUUCUGGGGACUUGCAGCCAUGACGGCCGCUGAAUUGAAGUUCGCAGAUGUUUCGGAUGGAUUUUCUUGGCUCUCGCUCGCACAAGGUGUCUUCAACACUCAGAUCAAACGAUGGGAUACAUCUGCAUGUGAUGGUGGGAUGCGCUGGCAAAUCUGGCCUUAUGAAUCUGGCUAUACGAUGAAAAACUCUAUAUCCAAUGGUGGUCUUUUUCAGCUCUCAGCCCGUCUGGCCCGCUACACCAAUGAUGAGACUUAUGCUACAUGGGCUCGGAAAAUCUGGAACUGGUCUUUGAGCUCUCCGUUACUCAACAGCUCGACCUGGAACGUCGCCGACUCCACCAAUAUGGACAAUGAUUGUGCGACUCAAGGAAACACUCAGUGGUCUUAUAAUUACGGCACGUAUAUGAUGGGCGCAGCCUAUAUGUAUAACUAUACAAACGGAAGUUCUGAUUGGCUUUCUGCUGUUGAUGGGCUGAUGAACAAAACAUUUGACCAGUUCUUCCCAGAUAGCAACGGAGGUAUUUUUGAGGAGGUUGUUUGCGAGCCAUCGGAAAGUUGUAAUGAUAAUGAGAUUUUGUUCAAAGGUCUUGUCUCUUCAUGGCUCUCGUUCACAGCUCUCUUGGUGCCGUCGACAUACAGCACAAUCUUGCCGAAACUCCAAGCCUCGGGCCAGGCUGCUGCUAAGUCUUGCACAGGACACAACAACAAUACGUGUGGAGUGCGUUGGUAUCAAUCCGAAUAUGAUGGAUGGAUUGGCAUGGAAGAGGAAAUCAGUGCUACCAACAUAUUUGUCGCAAAUAUGAUUCAAUUCCAGAGCAGUGCCCCGGUCACAUCGACGACAGGUGGAAACAGUUCUAGCGACCCCACGGCGGGCGAGAAUGAUACGAGCUCCUCCACUGAGACUCAAAAAGCCAUCACAACUGGAGACAAAGCUGGAGCUGGAAUCCUGACUGUCGUCUUUGUUGCCGGAUGGGUCGGCUUGAUGAGCUGGACAGUACUUGGAGGCUAA